AUGAAGGAGAGAGGUGUGAGGAACAAGCAGGGAGUGAUCAUGAAGGCCCUGCUGGACAGGUGUUUGUCCAAGCACAGGAAUGGUGGCCGGCCGGAGCCGCCGGAGGGGAGCUUCGCGGUGUACGUCGGCGGCGGCGGCGGCGGCGGAGGGGCGGCGAGGGAGAGGUUCGUGGUGAGGACGGAGUGCGUGAACCACCCGCUGUUCAGGGCGCUGCUGGAGGAGGCCGAGGAGGAGUACGGGUACGUGGCGGACGGCCCGCUCGAGCUCCCCUGCGACGCCGGCGAGUUCGUCGCCGUCCUGGCGAGGAUCGAGCGUGAGAUGGCCGAGGAGAGGACGGUCGGGUGCGCCGGCGGCCUGGUGUUCAGGCUGCACCCGGCGGCGCACCUCAUGCUGGUUGCUCCGGCGACGCCGCCGCCGAUGAUCGUUGGCUGA
Messenger RNA from Oryza sativa Japonica Group (Japanese rice), 432 nucleotides. Its product is annotated as auxin-responsive protein SAUR50. The record is from RefSeq and is a predicted model, not a curated record. Lineage: Eukaryota; Viridiplantae; Streptophyta; Magnoliopsida; Poales; Poaceae. Gene Ontology annotation, biological process: response to auxin.